AUGUCGGAGGUCAAAGCAGUUGCGGCGGGUAUAGUGAACUUUUUGAAACAACAACUGGAUGGGGACACCCUCAGUCCAGAAUCCCGGGAAAGUAUAGAAGUUGCGGCGCAGUGCAUCGAGACCGCUUACGAACUUACACCUGAGCAGCUCUCUAAGGGAAUGGAUCUAUUGCAAUUAAUGCGGCAACAGACGAGUAACCCUGUAGCUGAUCUAGCAGAGGCCGAGAAACUAAAAAAUGAGGGAAAUGAAUUGAUGAAGACUGAAAACUUUCGCGAAGCUAUGGAAAAGUACAGUAAAGCCAUAGAAAUAGAUCCACGUAAUUCUGUUUACUUCUGUAACAGAGCCGCCGCUCAUUUCAAAUUGGGUGAACAUGAGGGUGCUGUAGCAGAUUGUAUGGCGGCCCUAGCACUGCAACCGAACUACGGCAAAGCACACGGUCGCCUGGGACUAGCUUUAACUGCCUUAGAUAGACAUGUAGAAGCACGCAUAGCCUUUGCUCGAGCUGUACAAUUAGAGCCAGACAAUGAAUCUUAUAAAGACAACCUACGCAUUGCUGAAGAGAAAAUCGCCCAGCGCGGCGGCCGUCCUUCUAUGGACCUUGGCGGUUUGCUGCAAAAUCCAGCAUUAUUGAAUAUGGCAACAGAAAUGCUUUCAGAUCCUAACAUGCAGAACAUGUUAUCAGGAUUGAUGAAUGCCAACACAGGUGCUCCAGCUGCCGGUGGUAUGGGAACUAAUGUUAAUGCGCUACUAGAAGCUGGUCAAGCUUUGGCUCAACAGAUGCAAGCAGUAAAUCCUGAGUUGGUGGAGCAACUAAGGAGACAGAUCCGUCCUCCUCAAGGCACAGGUGGAGGAAAUCCACCCCCUACCUCACAAUAG
Messenger RNA from Pieris macdunnoughi, 876 nucleotides. NCBI's taxonomy places the organism in Eukaryota, Metazoa, Arthropoda, Insecta, Lepidoptera, Pieridae. The record is from the annotation of a GenBank genome assembly.